ACUUCUUAAGUGUAACAGAGAAAAAAGAGCAACCAUGUUAUUUCAAAUUGCAAUUACUUUUUUAGUGAUAACACUUUUUAUGUACUUUCGUCCUACAUCAACAGCAAAAUCCAAAGCCCUCCGCCACCUCCCAAACCCUCCGAGCCCGAAGCCCCGCCUCCCCUUAGUGGGUCACCUCCAUCUCUUGGACCCUCUUAUCCACCAUUCUCUCAUCCGUCUCUCCAAGCGCCAUGGUCCCAUUUUCUCACUCUAUUUUGGCUCUAUGCCUACCGUAGUCGCCUCUUCUCCUGAACUUUUCAAACUCUUCUUCCAAACGCACGAGGCCACCUCCUUCAACACCAGGUUCCAAACCUCUGCCAUCCGCCGUCUAACCUACGACAACUCCGUCGCCAUGGUACCUUUCGGUCCUUACUGGAAGUUCAUAAGAAAACUCAUCAUGAACGACCUCCUCAACGCCACCACAGUUGCCAAACUCAGACCUCUCAGGAGCCUUGCACAGAACGCGGAGGCUCAAACACCCGUCGACGUCACCGAGGAGCUUCUGAAAUGGACCAACAGCACCAUUUCCAAGAUGAUGCUUGGGGAGGCAGAGGAGAUCAGACACAUUGCCCGGGAACUUCUCAAGAUUUUCGGCGAGUACAGCCUCUCUGACUUCAUCUGGCCCUUAAAAAAACUCAAAGUUGGCCAGUACGAAAAGAGGAUCGACAACAUCUUAGGCAUGUAUGACCCCGUCGUUGAGAGAGUCAUCAAGAAACGUCAGGAGAUCAGAAGGAGGAGGAAGGAGAGGAAUGGCGAGCUCGAGGAAGGCGAACAGAGCGUGGUAUUCCUCGACACCUUGCUUGAUUUCGCAGAGGAUGAAACCAUGGAGAUCAAGAUCACCAAGGAACAAAUCAAGGCUCUCGUGGUCGAUUUCUUCUCUGCAGGAACAGAUUCGACCGCGGUUGCAACAGACUGGGCGUUGGCAGAGCUGAUAAACAACCCAAGGGUUCUUGCAAAGGCCCGUGAAGAAGUGUACAACGUGGUUGGGAAAGACAGGCUUGUAGAAGAAACAGACAUACAGAACCUUCCAUACAUCAGAGCCAUCGUAAAAGAGACGUUUCGCAUGCACCCACCACUCCCCGUCGUGAAGAGGAAGUGCGUGGCAGAGUGCGAGGUGGACGGUUACGUCAUCCCAGAAGGAGCUCUCAUACUCUUCAACGUCUGGGCCGUGCAAAGAGACCCUAAGUACUGGGAAAGCCCGCUGGAGUUCAAGCCCGAGAGGUUCUUGGAGAAUCCCGCAGAAGCAGGGGAGGCCGGGGCCAUUGACCUCAGGGGCCAACACUUCACGCUUUUGCCGUUUGGAUCAGGGAGGAGAAUGUGCCCGGGUGUCAACUUGGCCACUGCUGGAAUGGCAUCGAUGCUUGCUUCGCUCAUUCAGAACUUCGACUUGCAAGUUGUGGGUCCUACCGGAAAGCCCUUCAAGGGUAAGGAUAACAGGGCCAGCAUGGAGGAGAGGCCCGGGCUUACUGUCCCAAGGGCCCACAACCUUGUGUGUGUUCCUGUUGCUAAGUCCACUGCAACAACAAAGCUCCUUUCCUCGUAAAAAACUCAGCAUUAUGCUUUAAUCAUAUAAAAUAGUUUCAAUAAGUGUGUCUAUUGCUCGAGCACGACAUUGAUGACUAUCAAUGAAGUUCCACGGCAUGGCUUACAUUCACUACUUCACAUGUGCUGUAAUAUUUUUUUUUGCCACUUAUUUCAAAAGAAAAUCGUCAUUUAAUUUAAAAUACUUAAUGUAAUAUAAUGUAAUGCCUUAUACAUUUGUCUCUUCUCCUUUGUUUUCA
Molecule: messenger RNA, 1820 nt
Organism: Arachis duranensis
Lineage: Eukaryota; Viridiplantae; Streptophyta; Magnoliopsida; Fabales; Fabaceae
Product: 2-hydroxyisoflavanone synthase
Exons: 2
Coding region: 35-1582 (515 amino acids)
Molecular function (GO): monooxygenase activity; iron ion binding; heme binding
Source: RefSeq, a predicted model, not a curated record